AUGAGCAGCUUGAAACAGCGAUAUGUGUAUGCUAUGGUUCUCAGUGGUGUUGGCGAUGCCCUAGGUUACUACGGUGGAAGAUUUGAGUUCAACCAUAAUGGAGAUGACAUCUUUGAGGAGGUGCUCAAGCUAGGGGGCCUGGAACAAAUUCAUGUUGCACUGCCAGAUUGGAAUGUGAGUGAUGACACAGUUAUGCAUUUGGCUACAGGUGAAGCUCUUGUACAGUGUGGAAAUACUGAUGAUAAAGAAAAGAUUUUUACAACCAUAGCUCAGGCUUAUAAAGAUUGCUUGAAAGAUAUGUCAGGAAGGGCACCUGGAGCAACAUGUAUUCAAGGAGCACAUUUACUGAGACCACACAUUGCGAAAGGUUACCGAAUACAAUUUAAUCCAAGAGGCGGUGGAUGUGGAGCAGCCAUGAGAGCAAUGUGUGUGGGUCUUCGUUACCCAAGGCCAGAACAGCUGGAUGAUUUGAUUGAAGUCAGUGUGGAAUGUGGUAGAAUGACACAUCACCAUCCUACUGGCUAUUUAGGGAGCCUAGCAGCUGCCCUUUUCACAGCUUAUUGCAUACAAGGAAAGCCAGCAAUCAGCUGGGGACGUAGCUUGAUAGACCUUUUGCCACAAGUGCUGAAAUACGUAGAAUCUACAGGUCAUUGUGUCCAAGAAAACAGAGACCACUGGACCUAUUUUCAAAAUUCUUGGGAAAAUUACCUCAGAUCUCGAGGUCUUACAGAUGGGACUAGCACUCCAGUGUUCCCAAGUCCAUAUAGUUUCAAAGAACAUGAUGAGUUUGUUAAAAGUGUUAGCUUUUCUGGCUGGGGAGGAUCCAGUGGUCAUGAUGCACCAAUGAUUGCAUAUGAUGCUUUCCUGCAAGCUGGAAGCAACUGGAAUCAGCUGUGUAACAGAUCUAUGUUCCAUGGAGGAGACAGUGACAGCACAGGUGUCAUAGCAGCAUGUUGGUUUGGUGCAGCCUAUGGUGUACAAGGGGUUCCUGAACUGAACUACAAGGAUGUGGAAUACAGAAAGAGACUGGAGUCUGUUGGUGCAAAGCUGUACUCAUUGGCAUUCCCUGAUAAUGCAGUGUAG
This is a messenger RNA of Candidula unifasciata, 1083 nucleotides long. The record is from the annotation of a GenBank genome assembly. NCBI's taxonomy places the organism in Eukaryota, Metazoa, Mollusca, Gastropoda, Stylommatophora, Geomitridae.